AUGGAAAGUAUUGGCGAAAUCGAAUUGCCUGCUUUGAGAAACCAAACAAGGGAUGCACCGCCAUAUGUCCCAGAUCCCACUCCGGCGACAAAAAGCGUCGCAUGUAGCCUGUCGCCUGGUAUCGUUACGAUGGGAGCUCUAAGGCCAAUUCAACCUGAUAUUUUAAUACAUCAUUAUCAUGUCAGUAAGUAUACAAUCCCAAAGAUUUCGUGCUUUCCAUCUAACGCCCCCAGAGUCAUCGAGAACUCGGAUCUAGAACCAAGACCGGCCAGGUGGAAUUUGGAACUACUACAAACACUUCAAGAGAAGAUCGUACCUACCGUUUUUACUCCUCGUGCGGUAUACGAUGGACGUCACAACCUAUUUGCAAGUCGUCGCUUACCGCUUCGAGGACACGAGGGGAAUUCACAAACGUUCAAUGUCACUUUGAGGCCUCCAUACGAGAUUCCACCGCCCAAAGUUUAUAAAGUCACCAUUCGCCUAGUUGCGGUAAUUGAUACAGGAAUUUUAAAGAAAUACUGCAAUGGCCAGGUGUCUCUUCAAAACGAUGUUCUGACUGCUUUUGCACCUUUAAACAUUAUUCUUCGGAUGAAACCACGGAGCCUGAAUCCUUUCAACGCAAAACGUGUGUUGACUGAGCGGGAGAUGCGACCUUUAGGUGGUGGAAUCGAACUUUGGAGGGGCUAUUUCCAAUCCAUUCGCCCGGGUGUGCGUUCUUUGUUUGUCAAUGUAGACGCCUCUUCCGGUGCAAUGUAUGCUCCAGGACCAAUGAUUGAAUUAUUCAGUCGAGUACUGGGGAGCCAUGAACUCUUACCACUCAUACCUGAGGAGGGACUGAGCGAAUCGGAUCGCAGAAAGCUCCAAGUUUUCUUCAGAGGUGUCCGCUUCGUCACUGUUAACCCAAACAAUCAAGAACGGGGAAGAAGAAGUCCAAAGGUGCUACGAAAUAUCUCAGCUCAAGGGGCUGAUUCUAUUCAGUUCACGGACAGAGAAGGACAUAGGACAACCGUUUCUGAAUAUUUUGCAUCAUUGGGGAUUACACUUCGCUAUCCUCGGUUUAUUUGCCUCGAGACAGUAAAUGGGGCUAUAUAUCCCAUUGAACUAUGUUUUGUCACUCCCGGACAGAUUUUCCGCAGAUGUUUACCCGCAGACCAAGCACCUGCAGGAAUUCCUUUCUCUCAAAAGACACCGCGAGCGCGGCUCGAUUCGAUUGCUGCCGGACAUAACAUACUAAGCUAUGACACUUCGGAGUAUAUGCAGUCUUUCCAAAUGGCUAUUGAGCCCAAUCCCCAAACAUGUUUGGCUCGGAAGCUUAAAGCACCUCUGUUGGAUUACGGGAUGAAUCAAACGCAUCGCCCCGAAAAUGGAAAAUGGAACUUCAAGGGUUGCAAGGUUUACGAGCCUGCCAAAGUUUUAGGCUGGGCAAUGCUGGUGUAUGACUCGUAUAAUUGGACUAUGAGCAUAGCCCGGAAUGCCGCUCAUUGCCUGGUUUCUCGAGCAGCUCAAAUGGGUUGGCAAGCAUACUCUUUAGCCUCCGAACAUGUUCAUUUUGGGAUGUUAAACUAUGAUAUAUCAGUACGACAUUUGGAUGUUGCACAGCACCUUCGGACCGCAGGUCAUAGCGUUAUAAAGCAAUACCAGAUCCAGGCUCCUACAUUGUUCGUGGUUGUUCUCCCUCGGUUUUCCAGUGAUCUAUACCAGGCAGUUAAGCACUUUGGAGAUAUAACUAUGGGGGUCGGAACGCAGUGUCUAAAAGGAGAGCGCGCUCGUUCUCCAUGCCCACAAUACUUGGCCAACGUCUGUCUGAAGAUAAAUGCAAAACUUGGAGGCGUAAAUUCCAAACUAAACGCGUCAGAUAAUCUUGCUUGGACACUUGAUUCGGCAAACCCGCUCAUGAUAAUAGCUAGCCACAUUGUGCAUCCUCCCCCGGGCGCCCACGGUUUGCCGUCUUUCUCAGGUGUGGUUGGAAGUUUCGACUCGGGUCUAGUUCGAUACUCAGCCGUGAGCUCGGUUUUAAACUCCCGUGUAGGGAUGAUACAUGGGCUAGAGGAUACAGUCUAUGAAUUGAUAGGUCGACACUUCUGGUGGAAGAAUAAUCAAGAGGGACGAGCUCAGCCUUUUCCGGAAAGAAUAACAUACUAUCGUGCAGGUAUCGCAGAUAAUGAGGUUGCCCAAUUGUUAAGCAUCGAACUUCCUGCCAUACAAGGUGUGUAUCCAAAGGGUAAUUCUCCAAUGAUAUCCACCAAAGACGCUUCAGCUGCAUGCAAACGUCAUAACAUUCAAACGAAAGUUACAGUUGUUCUGGUUGGUAAGCAACAUCAUACGCGUUUCUUUCCUACGCACGGAAUGGUAGAUAGCACCGGAAACUGCCCGGCAGGAACUGUUGUGGACAGCACUACUGGUUCAUAG
Molecule: messenger RNA, 2409 nt
Organism: Rhizoctonia solani
Lineage: Eukaryota; Fungi; Basidiomycota; Agaricomycetes; Cantharellales; Ceratobasidiaceae
Product: protein argonaute 1
Exons: 26
Coding region: 1-2409 (802 amino acids)
Molecular function (GO): protein binding; RNA binding
Source: RefSeq, a predicted model, not a curated record